Molecule: messenger RNA, 303 nt
Organism: Diaporthe citri
Lineage: Eukaryota; Fungi; Ascomycota; Sordariomycetes; Diaporthales; Diaporthaceae
Exons: 1
Coding region: 1-303 (100 amino acids)
Source: RefSeq, a predicted model, not a curated record
AUGCCAUCCAAAAGGAAGGGCCGCAAGAGCCGAAAGGCUGCGAAGCAGCAAAAAGUCCAUCAAGCCCACAAGCACCGCGAGGCGCGCCAAGCACGACGUGACCGCAGGAGUCGACGAGACACUGAAGCCGCGAGUGUCGCAUUGGCUGACGUGGGCUUCCAUCGUUUCCCACACCUCCCGCUCGAGCUCAGAGAAAUGGUCUGGGACGAAUGCAUCCCAUCGCGCUUGGUCUUCCAUGGCCUAGAGCCCUCCGGCGGUAUUGAUACCGGUAUACUGCACACAACCAGCGACGGCCGCCUAUAA